CCCCCAGGUGAGCCGCCGCAGAAGUUCGCAAGUUGCAGUCGAUUUUCUCGCUCGCCUGUCAGGCGUCUUCUUUUUCUGGAAUGGGGCGGGGCUAUUUCAGUGAUUUGUGUGCUAAAGCAGAGAGAUUUAGGACAAAAGAAAAGCCGAAAAAGUGAAAUAAAAACAUUCUGGAUACGUGAAUGCGUGUUGGUUUGCUGUGGACAUUGAGUGACAGCUGAAGCGGAGAGCAGGAACUGAGAGGAACUGAGGAGAGGCGAAGCGGCGUGAUGGCGGCUAUCGGUAACCCCGGCAGCGCCUCCGGCCCCAUACUCAUGCUGGCCGCUAAAACCAAGACCAAAAAGAAAAACUUCGUCCAGCAGAAGGUGAAGGUGUUCCGAGCCAGCGACCCGGUGCUCAGCGUCUUUAUGUGGGGAGUAAAUCAUUCGAUAAAUGAUCUAAACCAGGUGCCCGUCCCUGUUAUGCUUCUCCCUGAUGACUUUAAAGCCAACACCAAAAUCAAAGUCCAGAACCAUCUUUUCAACAAAGAGAACCUCCCAGGGCAUUUCAAAUUUAAAGAGUACUGCCCACAAGUGUUCAGAAACCUCCGAGAACGAUUCGGAAUCGAGGAUCUGGACUUCCAGGCUUCUCUGACCCGCAGUCCCCCGGUGAAGGGCGAGGGGCAGGGCGAGGGUCUCCUCUUCACCUCGUACGAUCGCACUCUGGUAGUGAAGCAGAUCUCCAGCGAGGACGUAGCUGACAUGCACAGCAUCCUGUCUGAAUAUCACCAGCACAUAGUAAAGUGUCACGGCAACACGCUCCUCCCUCAGUUCCUCAGCAUGUACCGCGUGACCGUGGAGAGCGAGGACACCUACCUCAUCGUCAUGAGGAACAUGUUCAGCCACCGGCUCAUCGUGCACAGGAAAUACGAUCUUAAGGGUUCCUUGGUGUCUCGAGAGGCCAGUGAUAAAGAGAAGGUGAAAGAGUUACCCACCUUCAAGGACGUGGAUUUCAGGAACAACAUGCAAAAGGUGUAUGUGACGGACGAGGAGAAAGAGAAGAUCCUGGAGAAGCUCAACAGAGACGUCGAGUUCCUGGUGAAGCUAAAGAUAAUGGACUACAGCCUGCUGCUAGGGAUCCACGAUGUGGCACGGGCCGAGCGCGAGGAAGAGGAAGCGGAGGAGCCCAGCUGCGAGGACGAAGGCGAGACGGAGAACGGCGUCAACCCCGCACCGCACGUCGGCUCCUACGGCACGUCACCUGAAGGGAUCGCCGGCUACAUGAACUCGUUUAAGCCCAUGGGCCCUGGAGAGUUCGACCCUUAUUUGGACGUUUACGCCGUCAAAAGCGCCCCAGGCGCACCACAGAGGGAGGUGUACUUCAUGGGACUCAUAGAUGUGUUGACGCAGUACGACACCAAGAAGAAAGCUGCGCAUGCAGCUAAGACUGUUAAACACGGGGCUGGUGCAGAAAUAUCCACAGUUCAUCCAGAGCAAUACGCCAAACGAUUCCGCGACUUCAUCUCCACUAUAUUCGCAUAAUUCAUCUUUCCCACAUUGUUCAGUUUGCGGUAAUUCUGAUUUGCUUUGUAUAUAUUUUACAAAAAAAAAAAAAAGAGCACGUAUGCUGCGUAAGCAAGAACGAGCGGAAACCUUCUGAAUAAUAUUAACCAAAUCACCUGCAUAUUUAUUUAUGAAUAAUCCCAGACGAGACUGAAGCCACGUCCUUUAACGUUAACAUCACGUAUCUUCCACUAACAUAUCUACACUCACGGAGUGUACUUCUCUCGAAGAAAUGUGAACCUGUAGGAAUACCACAACACUAAACCAUCCUUCCACGUGAUAGAGCUCUGUUUCUCUUUCCGAACCCUCUCUCUUCCCGUCUUUCAGGACGGAGGGAAGAGAGCCGCCUUGUUGUUCCCGGCAUAACGCGACCUGCUGUUCUCUGUAGCACAUCGCCUUUAGCAGCUUUGCGUUCUUUAAGCUGCACUAGAGUGUGAUUUGUUAAUCACUAAUUCGUUAGCAUUUGUACCUAAUGUCUAGAGAAAAAGCAAUAUUUUGAACGUUGAAUAUUUGUAUAAAUGCCUAGAGUAUAUAGUUCCAAAUGUUUUCUAGCUAUUUUAUGCCAUUUAGAUGAAAAAGGAUGGGGGAAAAAAAAAUCAGCAGCUUAGAGAACAUAACUAGGAUCGCAUGCCUUGUUGUUUCAUUUUAUUUAUAUUGCAAUUCAGUGUUUGGACCAAAUAUAUUUUUUUGAGGAUUUUCAGAAACCCAGCUUCAGUUUGUUUUUUUUUUGUUGUUGUUUUUUUUUUUUGUUGUUGUUUUUCUUUUUAAAUUAAGAAUGAACUUUAAUAUUUCACACUUCACUUCUACUGUGUGGCAUUUUGCCUCAUUCCACUUACACACUAGAAAAUUAGCAGCCAUGCAAUUAAAACACAUAUAAACAAGAAAUGUACCGUUUUCUUUAAGUUAAUUGGUUUUGGUGUCACCUGAUAAAGAAUGAGUGGAAGUUGAAUUUAUCAGCUUCAGAAAAAGUGUAAAUAAUGGAGGGUCAGGGACAGGAUCUGCUUGGCCUCUUCCAGAAGCCUCAAAUUGUGCUGACAGUCCAUUUCCUGUUGCUCUAACAAAAAAAAAAGCGACAUAACCGUCCUCAACAAUGGAUGGAAAAAUGCAGGAAGAGGCAAGGGAGAAAAAAAUGUAAGGACCCCACUGCAUCGCUGAAAAUGCUGACAAGUUUCGAGGCUGGAACGGCGAGUCGAGUCGGAGCAAGUAAAUCUGGAAAUGGUGGGAAGCAGAGCCAAGACAAACUUCAACACAAAGCAGCAAAGAUGUAAGGAGCCAUUACAUCUCCCGUCCUGCUGAGAGGCGGCUUUCCUGUGGGGGGUUUAUCCUUUCAUGAGGCUGUUGAGGACAGUGAGUUGAAAUGAAAAUCGAAGGCAUUCCUGUCAAGUAAGGAUUAAAACACUCGAGGGGUGCUGUUAUAAGAAAAAUAAUCAAUGACUGGAUGGUGUGACGUGGCCUGACAGAGAGCAGAGUUACUACUACUAACGCUAUCACACCAGAGCUGAUUAUAUUCCUAAAGCACCAUGAUCCACAAAUGUUUCACUCCAGUGUUUCACUAAAACAGCAACUUGCCACGUUUAUACUGAUCGACACGCUACACUCUGACUCGAUUUAAAGCUGUGCAACGUCCAAGUUCGUUCCUGUUAUUACUAAUUUAUAACUGCUGUCCAUGUUUAAUUCAUAACAACUGCCUUGCCAUGCUACUAGAAAACCACAAAAGCCUCCAUCCUGAUGACCAAACACUUACUGACUGCUCCAAAGUGGGAAAUAAAUAAAUAAACAUCUUACAGAAUACUUUACCAUAUUACAAAUUAUAUGCUUUUGUUUGUUCAAUAAAAAGUUUCAUGUAAAUCUCUCA
Molecule: messenger RNA, 3393 nt
Organism: Hemibagrus wyckioides
Lineage: Eukaryota; Metazoa; Chordata; Actinopteri; Siluriformes; Bagridae
Gene: pip4k2ca
Product: phosphatidylinositol-5-phosphate 4-kinase, type II, gamma a
Exons: 10
Coding region: 267-1517 (416 amino acids)
Biological process (GO): phosphatidylinositol metabolic process
Molecular function (GO): phosphatidylinositol kinase activity
Source: RefSeq, a predicted model, not a curated record